Penicillium oxalicum is the source of this 1431-nucleotide messenger RNA. Its product is annotated as H(+)-transporting V1 sector ATPase subunit H. Gene Ontology annotation, molecular function: proton-transporting ATPase activity, rotational mechanism. The record is from RefSeq and is a predicted model, not a curated record. Gene Ontology annotation, cellular component: vacuolar proton-transporting V-type ATPase, V1 domain; fungal-type vacuole membrane. NCBI's taxonomy places the organism in Eukaryota, Fungi, Ascomycota, Eurotiomycetes, Eurotiales, Aspergillaceae. The coding region runs from base 1 to 1431 and encodes 476 amino acids. The transcript is spliced from 3 exons. Gene Ontology annotation, biological process: proton transmembrane transport.
AUGUCACUGGAUCCGCCUUCGUACCUCGGUUCUCUGCAGAACAACAUUCGAGCGCGGCCAAUUCCUUGGGAAGGUGCUGUCCGCGCGGGCAACAUCACCGAUGAUCACCUCAAGAAGAUUAAGGCGGUGGACAAGGUGCGAAAGGAACAGCGCAUUCAAACGAUAAAGACGGAUCUCGCUGGCUACACAGCUUUACUCGCCGGUGGAUCGCAAUCAAAGAGCGUUUUGGAAUCGGCAUCUCGGAGAACCGAUAUUGUGCAGUACAUUCUGGUGCUGGCCUCGGACCUCAUCCAAGAUGUGCCUGAGCUAGCCGACUCGCUUGUGUCUCAUCCUGAGCCCUACAAGCCCUUCCUGCCCUUCCUGCAUAGUUCCAACAAUGCCGAAGACCCCAUUCCCUUACUCACCUCUACUUUUCUCACGGCUCUCGUCUCACACAGCCUUGUGACUUCAUCGAAGCCUGCGCCGCGAGAUGCAGAGGCCCUCCCCCAACUAUACACUUACCUUUCGACUCUGACCAAGAACUCCGACAGUGGACUCCAGGACAUCGGCGUCCAAGGAUUCUCGGAGCUUCUGCGGAAGAAACAUGCUCGGGAGAUCUUUUGGAAGCAUCGAAAAGAGACGUUGGACCCACUGAUUGAGACACUCCGAACCGCGGCGGGAACCAAGGACAGCAGCGGCAACAGUGUUGCUGGCAAUAACACGCGCAGUAUUGAGCCUGGUCUCGCGGGCGGCGUGGGUCUCCAACUGCUCUACCGCGUUCUACUAGUGAUUUGGCAGCUCACUUUUGAGAGUGAACUUAUUGGCGAGGAUCUUCAAGAGAAUUAUGAAAUCAUUCAACUCUACACCCAGCUUCUCCGCCUUUCACCGAAGGAAAAGACUACACGCCUUCUUCUCGCCACUCUUUUUAAUCUCUGUGACAGCAAUCGAUCAAUCCUUUUGCCCGUCGCUGUUUUUGUCCGACUGCCUGCUCUGUUGACCAAUCUUGCUGGUCGUCAUCUCGUGGAUCCCGAUCUUCUCGAAGAUCUCAACGGACUCUCUACUAUGCUAGAUGAGUAUACCAAGACGCAGACGACAUUCGAUCAAUACGCCGCCGAGGUCCAAUCUGGUCACCUGCGUUGGUCACCUCCCCACAAGAACCCUACGUUCUGGAAAGAAAAUGCCCGCCGGAUCUUGGACGAGAGCAACGGGGCUUUACCCAAGAAGCUGGCCGAGAUUCUCUCCAAGGACUGGGAAAAUGACAAACAAGUUCUGGCCAUUGCCUGCAAUGACGUGGGGCAGUUGGUGAAAGAGCUCCCCGAGCGACGCGCCCAGUUGGAACGGGCUGGUCUGAAGACACGGGUGAUGGAGCUCAUGGCCGACAAAGAUGAGACCGUUCGGUGGGAGAGUCUGCGUGCCGUUGGCGAAUGGCUCCGCUAUACUUUUGACGGAUGA